Messenger RNA from Arabidopsis arenosa, 1175 nucleotides. Lineage: Eukaryota; Viridiplantae; Streptophyta; Magnoliopsida; Brassicales; Brassicaceae. The record is from the annotation of a GenBank genome assembly.
CAAAAAAGAGAAGCUAAUAAUACUAAUAUGGCUGCUUUGAAGAUGACUAUCUCUUGUUUCUUUUUCCUUCAAGUAAUAUCGUGCUUGCUCUCUUUAUUUGCUCCAACAACUGUGCAAGGAUUGAAAGUUGGGUUCUACGACAAGGCAUGCCCGAAAGCCGAGCUUAUUGUCAAGAAGUUUGUCUUCGAGGCAGUGAAGAAGGAUCUGACACUUGGAGCUCCUUUGCUCAGAAUGUUCUUCCACGAUUGCUUUGUUCGGGGAUGCGAAGGGUCGGUCUUGCUAGAGCUAAAGAACAAAAAAGAUGAGAAAAACGCAAUUCCUAACCUCACCCUUCGAGGAUUUGAGAUCAUAGACAAUGCCAAGGCAGCUCUAGAAAAGGAGUGUCCGGGCAUUGUUUCUUGCUCUGAUGUAUUGGCUCUUGUCGCUAGAGACGCAAUGGUUGCACUCAAUGGACCGUCGUGGGAGGUUGAAACGGGAAGAAGAGACGGUCUGGUUACAAACAUCAAUGAGGCCUUAUCAAACUUACCAUCACCAUUUAAUAAUAUCAGUAGCCUUAUCACUCAAUUCCAGUCCAAAGGCCUCGAUAAGAAAGACCUCGUUGUGCUUUCAGGUGGGCACACAAUUGGGCACGGACAUUGUCCUCAAAUCACAAACCGGCUCUACAAUUUCACCGGCAAAGGAGAUAGUGAUCCGAACUUAGACACGGAAUACGCAGCCAACCUAAGAAGAAAAUGCAAGCCAACUGAUACCACGACGGCUCUAGAAAUGGAUCCAGGAAGCUUCAAAACGUUCGAUGAAAGCUACUUCAAGCUUGUGUCUCAAAGAAGAGGGUUGUUUCAAUCUGAUGCAGCUCUGUUAGACAAUCAAGAAACUAAGUCUUAUGUUCUCAAGAAUUUGGUGAAAAGUGAUGGCUCUACUUUCUUUAAAGACUUUGGUGUCUCUAUGGUAAAGAUGGGUCGUAUUGGAGUUUUAACAGGUCAGGUUGGGGAAAUUCGCAAGAAGUGCAGAAUGGUUAAUUAAGUAUAGAUAUGUCUGUGAGACUGCGUUGUGAUUAUUAAUAUAUAUGUUUGUGUUUUUUUCUUAAAGAAUAACGUGUGGAAAUGUGUAUUAUACAAUGGAAUGUUAAACUGUAAAAUCCGAUUAUGUCAAGUGAAGAAGAAAUUUCUGUGAGAUUG